AUUGAUUUAUUUUCAAAUUUAAUAUUAACGACUUUUUUUAAAUUGAUUUUAAAGGUAAUAGCAUUUUAUGGAAGUUCAAUCGAUUUAAUUGAUCUACCAUUGCCGAGAGAAAACAAAACGUGGGCUUUAUAUCAUGAAGAAUCGUCAAGGAAUACCCCUUGGCUUAUUUUCCCAGAAUCUCAAAAUCUAUUUAACGUUACUUCCACAUUUAGUCGAUAUAGUAAUUAUCCGUUAACACUCUCGGGAUUAAAUGAUGAUUCAAUAACUGGGUUAAAAUAUUAUUUACCAUUGCCAUUGAAGAAGCGAAAAAAAUUAUCUCCUAUCGUAUAUAUUCAAUCUAUCUGUGAUAAUCCCAUACAAAGGGACUCUUAUGUUAAAAAACUUAUGGAUUACAUGCCAAUUGAUUCUUUUGGAAAGUGUUUAAAUAAUAAAGAACUUCCCGAAGAGUUACAGUUAAAUAAUGAAGGUGUUUAUGAUCUUUAUCAAGAAGACUUAAUGAACUUUAUAGCUCAAUACAAAUUUUCAAUAGCAAUAGAAAACUGUAUCUGUAAUGAUUAUAUAACUGAAAAACUUUGGAGGCCAUUAAUUGCCGGAUCUGUACCAAUUUAUUUUGGUUCACCAACUAUAAAAGAUUGGUUACCAAAUAAUAAAUCAGCUAUAAUUUUAGACGAUUUCAAAACAAUAAAAGAACUUGCAGAUUAUAUCAAUCAAGUGAAUAAAAAUGACACAAUGUACUUAGAAUACCUCCAACACAAACUUGCUGAUCAUAAUUUAAAAAUGACUAAUGAAUUUUUACAACGCGAAAUUAAUAAUCGAAAGGAUACGUCAAUAGAAGGUUACAAUUGCUAUUUAUGUAAAAGUUUCCAUGAGAAAACUAUUUAUAAUCCGCCGAAACAGAGUCCUUACAAAUGUAGCAAACAUAAAGCGUGGGAGAGUUUUUGGAAACGAGGCAAAUGCGAAGCGAAAAUCUUGGACAUGUUCGUUAAUCGAUUACAAUUGAAAAAUUUUACUAAACAGGAAUUUGAGGGCAACAUAACUCAGGCGAUGAACUUAAAUCAAUGUUAAAUGUUUACGUAUUUAUUAACUGAUGAUCUUUUAUUUAACUUUAAAUAUUAAUGUGGUUUUUUACUUGUUAUGAAGUGUUUAAUGAUAAGAAUAAAAAUUAAUUUUUCAAGUA
This is a messenger RNA of Onthophagus taurus, 1177 nucleotides long. Lineage: Eukaryota; Metazoa; Arthropoda; Insecta; Coleoptera; Scarabaeidae. The record is from RefSeq and is a predicted model, not a curated record.